GGCACCGGCUGUGUCAACGCGCCGCGCAUCUGCCGUGGAGCAAGUGCGCAGCGCGAUCCCUCCCUAACCCGUGCCGCGGGCGGCUCCCCGGACACCACCGCACGCGGGUCUGCGUGCCGCGCGUGCAGGACCGUCUUGGACGCUCCGUCCUUGACGUGGACAGCGGAUAUGCAGUCAGCUGGCGCCCGGGAUGGCCUGCGCCGACGCGCGAGGGCGUCCGGUGUCAUGGCGUCCCACGAGGAGCUGACGAUGGACUCUGGCCACGAGGCGGUCACCUUCAGCAAGGCGUCUGGCUGCUUCGUGACGCGCUGCUGCGCCCUGCUACUGCUGCUACUGUUCGCUGUUGCGCUGCUGGUCACGGGCCUGCUGGUGCACCGGUACGGCGCGCCCUGCCAGCAGACCCCGUCGGACGCCGGAUCGCAGGGGGGUCCCGCCGCGCCCCCCGACGGUGGCGGCACCGCGGCCAAAAUACGCGACGUGCGCCUGCCGCGUCACCUGGCGCCCGAGGCAUACCAAGUGCGCCUGCUGCCGUUCAUCGAGGAAGGCAACUUCACCUUCAGCGGUGAGGUCACCAUCCGCCUGCGCGCUGACCAUCCGGGCCGCAACGUCACCGUCCACGUCAACGACAUGACGGUGUUCAACGACUCUGUGACGGUGACGGACGUGGCGGAGGCGCGGGGGCUGGAAGUGGCCGGCUACCGGUACGACACCGAUAGGGAGUUCUUCGUGGUCGUGCUGGCGGAGGACGUGCAGCCCGGACGCAAGUACGACGUGUACAUCCGCUUCGUGGGAAACUUGAACGACAAGCUGGCCGGCUUCUACCGGAGCAGCUACGAGACUCCGCAGGGCGAGAAGCGAUGGAUGGCCGUGACUCAGUUCCAGCCCACUGACGCCCGGAAGGCGUUCCCGUGCCUGGACGAGCCAGCGUUAAAGGCAACCUUUGAGAUGACUCUGGGUCGCCCGAAGAGGAUGACGUCGGCGUCCAAUAUGCCCAUCAGGAUGACCGUGCAAAACGACAAGAUGCCCGGCUUCGAGUGGGAUAUCUACGAGAAGUCUGUGCCGAUGUCGACGUACCUGGUGGCCUUCCUCGUCAGCGACCUGGCUGUCAAGCAGGCGGAGCCCGGCUUGAGCGACACUCUGUUCAGAGUGUGGGCGCGGUCGGCGGCCAUCGAACAGGGCGACUACGCGCGCGCCAUCGGUCCAGCCAUCCUCGAGUACUUCGAGGACUUCUUCAAGACCGAGUUUCCGCUGCCCAAGCAGGAUAUGGCUGCGCUGCCCGACUUCGCUGCCGGCGCCAUGGAGAACUGGGGCCUCAUCACUUACAGGGAGACAGCGCUGCUGUACGACCCCAAACUGUCCUCCUGGAAGAACAAGCAGCGCGUAGCCCAGGUGGUGGCGCACGAGCUGGCCCACCAGUGGUUCGGCAAUCUGGUGACGCCCAGCUGGUGGACUGACCUCUGGCUCAACGAGGGCUUUGCCAGCUACAUGGAGUUCCUCGGGAUGCACCAGGUGGAGCCCACGUGGCGCGUCAUGGAGCAGUUCAUCACCAGUCAGGUGCAACAUGUGAUGACCAUGGACGCGCUGGAGUCGUCGCACCCCAUCUCCAUUGUGGUGCAGCACCCAGACGAAAUCGGUCAAAUCUUCGACCGCAUCUCCUACCAGAAGGGAGCGUCAAUAAUCCGCAUGAUGGACCUCACGCUCAGCACUGAUACCCUGCGCAACGGACUGGCCAACUACCUCGCAGACAGGAAGUACCAGGCGGCAGACCAGGACGACCUGUGGCACUUCCUGACGGAACAAGCGCACAGGGACGGCACGCUUCCUUCCGACACCACCGUCAAGCAGGUCAUGGACACCUGGACCCUGCAGAUGGGCUUCCCCCUGGUGGACGUGCGUCGAAACUACGAAAGGAACUCGGCUCAGCUCACGCAGAAUCGAUUCCUGUUCCAUGGGGCCAACAGCUCCGCGGAGUACCUGUGGUGGGUGCCGCUGGUGUACACCACACAAUCAGCCAAAAACUUCAACAGCACCAGGCCGUCCCAGUGGAUGAAGAAGGAACGGCAGGUGACCCUGAAUGACGUUGCCAGCGCCGAACAGUGGAUGAUCCUGAACGUCCAGGAGAUGGGCUACUUUAAAGUCAACUACGACGAACGCAACUGGCUCAUGCUGAUUAAGCAGCUUCAGGACGACCACAACGCCAUCCACGCAGUGAACAGAGCCCAGCUGAUCGACGACUCGCUGGACCUGGCGCGCGCCGGCCAGCUGAAAUACGAGACAGCACUGGCAGUCAUCAGCUACCUGGAGCGUGAGAACGACUUCCUGCCCUGGGACGCCGCCUUCGAAAACCUAGAGUUCCUCGACUCGCAGCUCGAGCGCACGCCCGGAUACGGAGCAUUCCAGCGGUUCGUGCUGAAGCUGAUCGAGCCGCUGUACGCCCGCAUCGGGUUCGACGAGGGCCCGGGCGACUCGCACCUGGACCACCUCACGCGCAGUAGCUUGCUCACCUGGGCCUGCGGCAUGGGCCACGCGGAGUGCCGGCGCAGCGCUGUCCAAAAGUUCCAACAGUGGAUGGCCAACCCUGCCGAUGCCAGCAUCGUCCCGCCCAACAUUAAGACACGAGUGUACUGCACGGCCCUGGAAGAAGGUGGCGUCGAAGAGUGGGAGUUUGCUUGGCGCCAGUACCAGAAGUCCAACGUGGCGUCGGAGCGGCAGAGGCUGCUUUUUGCGCUCGGCUGCAGUAAAAGUGUCUGGAUUCUCAACAGGUACCUGAACUAUCUGGUGACGCCGAAUUCCGACGUCCGCAUCCAGGAUGGACCUCAGGUGUUUAAUUCGGUGGCCACCGGCUCUGUGCAGGGCCGCUACCUGGCCUUUGACUUCCUCCGCAACCACUGGGACACCAUCGAUGAGAUCUAUGGUAGCGCCAUCUUCUCGCUGCCUCGAUUUAUCGCCCCGCUGAAGGAAGGUUACAACACCCGACUGGACUUAGAACAGCUUCAGGAGUUUAAGCGCAAGAAUGAGGCCAACAUGGGCGAGGCGAACCGUGCCAUGGACCAGGCCAUCGAGCAUGCCACCGCGAACGUCGCCUGGAUGGACAAGAACUACGACAGCAUCGUCCGGUGGCUGGAGCAGCAGCAGUGAACGGCAUGCUGGUCGAGGCGGUGGCAGUUACGGUCGUCAGGAAGCUGUGAAACGUAGAGUGCGGUGUUUGUACAAGAGUCAUCUCUGCACCCCGUACAUGGCUCUCAUAUUAGCGAUGUUUUUAUUACAGCAUCAAUUAUAAAUUGCUGCUCCACACCUGCGCCCAGGAAUUGGUACUUUGUGAAUGGCAAUAUUUUGCUCCAGUUUUAUCCCUGCACUUAGAAGGACUCGAGCGCGAUGUGUUCAGAGAACACUUCGAGCCGUCUCUCAGCUGCGUUGUGUAUGUUGACGAUUGUACUUUUUGUGUGUAAAGGAACUGCCAAUAAAUAAGCAGCUGUGUCUGCUAUGCUGACUU
Pollicipes pollicipes is the source of this 3493-nucleotide messenger RNA. Its product is annotated as aminopeptidase N. The record is from RefSeq and is a predicted model, not a curated record. The transcript is spliced from 18 exons. NCBI's taxonomy places the organism in Eukaryota, Metazoa, Arthropoda, Thecostraca, Pollicipedomorpha, Pollicipedidae. Gene Ontology annotation, molecular function: peptide binding; zinc ion binding; metalloaminopeptidase activity. Gene Ontology annotation, cellular component: membrane; cytoplasm. The coding region runs from base 169 to 3138 and encodes 989 amino acids. Gene Ontology annotation, biological process: proteolysis; peptide catabolic process.